Molecule: messenger RNA, 2827 nt
Organism: Megalops cyprinoides (Indo-Pacific tarpon)
Lineage: Eukaryota; Metazoa; Chordata; Actinopteri; Elopiformes; Megalopidae
Gene: sirt1
Product: sirtuin 1
Exons: 9
Coding region: 54-2252 (732 amino acids)
Molecular function (GO): NAD+ binding
Source: RefSeq, a predicted model, not a curated record
CACGGAGGGAUUGUAUGGUCGAGCCUCAGCGAUAACUUGAGGUUGAGCUAAAGAUGGCGGAUGGAGAGAAUACGCUCCUGGAUACCAGCGCCAGCGUUUCGGAAACGGGAGAGCCUCUGUCUAAAAGGCCCAAACUAAGUGCAGCUUUAGGCUGCGAGCUCAGCACUGUUCAGGUGAAGCAGGGAAAGUGUGGAAGCGAUGAUGGUGAGGCUUGGGCGGCGGCGAUUGCUGCGCGGUCAGGGGAGGAGUGGAAGGUUGAGGCGGUGUCGGCGGGACAGGCCACAGCUGCACCAGGCAGAGACAAUGAAGUGCUCACUCCGGAGCGCAGGGAGCUGCAGAGACCGGAGGAGAAGGUGCUAAUCGACGGACCUGCCGUAGAGUUGCCAGGUGUUCCUCCCAAUGGAUGCUACCCUGAUGUCUGUGGUGAUGGGGACAAUGACUAUGAAGGGGAAGGUGAAGAUGAUGAUGGUGAUGAUGGUGAGGAGGAGGAUGAUGAUGAUGAUGACAGAUCUUCACAAGCAAGUUCAAGUGAUUGGACACCUCAGCCACAGAUAGGCUCCUACAGCUUUAUCCAGCAGCACAUCAUGAGGGAGACGGACCCACGGACAAUCCUGAAGGACCUACUCCCAGAAACUGUGCUUCCGCCUGACCUGGAUGACAUGACUCUCUGGCAGAUAAUCAUCAACAUCUCCGAGCCUCCCAAGAGGAAGAAGCGCAAAGACCUCAACACCCUGGAGGACGUGGUGCGGAUCCUGCAUGAAUCCAAGCGCAUCAUUGUGCUCACUGGCGCGGGGGUGUCUGUGUCAUGUGGAAUACCUGACUUUCGGUCCAGAGAUGGCAUUUAUGCAAGGCUUGCUAAGGAUUUUCCAGAUCUUCCAGACCCUCAAGCAAUGUUUGAUAUUGAGUACUUCAGGAGAGACCCCAGACCUUUCUUCAAAUUUGCGAAGGAGAUCUACCCGGGACAGUUCCGCCCAUCGCCCUGUCACAAGUUCAUCUCCCUGCUGGAUAAAGAAGGCAAGCUCCUGAGGAACUACACGCAGAACAUAGACACCCUGGAGCAGGUGGCUGGAGUGCGCAGGAUCAUCCAGUGUCACGGCUCUUUUGCCACAGCAUCCUGUCUUAUCUGCAAGUACAAAGUGGACUGUGAAGCCAUUAGAGAGGACAUCUUUAAUCAGGUUGUACCACACUGCCCGAGGUGCCCUGACUUUCCCCUGGCAAUCAUGAAGCCAGACAUCGUUUUCUUUGGAGAAAAUCUACCAGAACUGUUUCACCGUGCAAUGAAACAGGACAAAGAUGAAGUUGACCUCCUUAUUGUCAUUGGGUCUUCACUUAAAGUGCGACCGGUGGCACUUAUUCCCAGCUCCAUCCCUCAUGAAGUGCCUCAGAUCCUGAUCAAUCGAGAGCAGCUUCCACAUCUUAACUUUGAUGUGGAGCUGCUGGGAGACUGUGAUGUCAUCAUAAAUGAACUCUGUCAUAGGCUGGGUGGAGAAUAUAAGCAGCUGUGCUACAACCCUUUAAGACUCACUGAGAUUACAGAGAUACCCCCUCGACCUCAGAGAGGCUCCGCAGAGAUACCCGUGAGGCUGCAAGGAGACCAUGCAGAGACACCCACACGGCCUCAGAGUAACCUCUCUGUAGACACAUGCUCUGACACUACACCUUCACCUGAGCACACAGAGGAACAAUCUAGCCAGCACAAGCCAGACUCAGCUGGGUCAGCUGAGGAAACAGAGGCCCAUUUACCCCCCAGUACACCAUCCCCUGCUAAUGACAUCACAGACAAUUCUGCCGACACAAGGACAGAGCCCCCAGAUAACGAGGAGAUGGAAAGUCUCGAGCUGCAGGCUGCUGACCCUAGGACAGAAGUCUUGGGAACCCAGAACAGAAAUCCCAGAACUGAGGGCCGCAGAAGAUGCUGGAUGAGUCGAAUUGGCAGAAGCCCAAUCAGCAAGCGCCUUGAGACAUCUCAAUACCUAUUUCAAGCACCAAAUCACUACAUCUUCCAUGGGGCGGAAGUGUACUCUAACUCUGAGGCUGAGACAUCCAGUUCGUGUGGCAGCGUGAGCGAGGACUCCUGCCAGAGUGCGGAGCGAUUGGAGGAGGAGGACAGCGAUGCAGAUGACUUUUGCUCUCCAGCCAAUGAGAGAGAGGCAGCACUGAGCGAUGCACUUCCACAGCAGGCCAAUGAGGAACCACCAACUGUAAAGACAGAGAGUACAGCAGAGAACAGCCAAAAUGGUACACAAAUAUAACAUUUAAUACAUCUUUAUGCCACCUUUUAACUGAAACGCACGUCUACAAGCACUAGCAAGGCAAGGUUUAUAUAUGCUGGCAGUGAAGAAGAAUUACUCAUAUAUACAUAUGCAAAUGCUUACCAAUUUUGGAGAAAGCUUUUUUGGCCAGAACCGUGCAGCUGGUAAGAAGCCUUUCUUGAGAUCAGUGUUGCUGGAAUAUUGUGGAGGCUAACAAGAUAAUGGCACUCAUCACUGUGCUGGCAGUGUGAGGGUGUGGCUUUAGGAGACAGGGCCUGCCAGCGCAGUCACAUAACUUGAAUCCCAUUGAGAAUCUUUGGGGCAAUGCAGCUGAAAGACACAAUUGUGUGAAUUGUGGGAACCAGUAAGGUGUGGGCAUGGUCUGUGUUUCCAUGGGACCGCCUCCAGGCCACACUCAACAGCAAGAUAUGAGGUGUCAUUAAAGCUAAAGAGGAUCUGUAAGGUAUUAAAGUAGUGAUUUGUGCUAUCCCAGUCUAGCUUUGCAUGAUUAAACAAUUUGUGGAGUAAUUCUUUUUGACUGCUGGAGUAUAUGUAUGUAAGCACAUACAUACACA